GCUUCACGACAAAAUGGCGACCGAUGCAGAGCAUAAAAGAAAGUACACGCAGAGUCAGAAAAUGGUAUUAACCCACAUAUUCUGCGGCGGUUUUCUGUUGGCUUGCUUUUUCUUUACGGCAGUGUUUUUCCCGUUCCCUAAACCGCACCUACCAACCUUAUUUGACAGAGUUGUGUUCACCCUUCGCUGGCUGAUCGUGUCUCUUCUCCCCGUCUGGGCUGGAGUCAUUUUGGUUGGAAACGUGCGAUUUGCAACAUCUGCUAUUGACCCACUUGACCAAAGCGGCGAGAAGUACAUAAAAAUGCGUUCGAAUUUUCUUCAGAACACCGUUGAACAGUUCUUACUCCAUUCUUUUGGUCUCACUGUUUUGUCCACUUAUUUGUCUGAGGAAAGUAUGCACUGGGUACCUCUCCUGGUGAUCCUGUUCGUUGUCUCUCGAGUUCUGUUUUUCGUAGGCUACUCUAUACAUCCUCUUAAAAGAUCCAUUGGAUUUUUCAUGACAUUUGCCCCAAGCGUUGCGGUCAUGCUAUAUUCUUUGUGGUGCUUGAUUGUUUAUGGAUUUGACGCGUAUCGCUGAGAAAAUAAAGCCGCUUAACUUUGGUUUACUGUGGACUGAAGCCAAGAGUUCCUUUAUAAACUGUACUGCCUGAUACCAAAGCCUUCAGUUACCAUAAUUUUUCAGACAGGAAGAGCUGUAAGACUCCUUUACAAAAGGACCUAGUAAAGUGACAAAAGGUAUCUCAUAGCCUACGUGUAGCCGUACCCUCCCCUCCUCAAGGUAAAACGUUUCACCUUGCGGGGGAGGGUACGGCUACACGUAAGCUAGGUAUCUCUUAGCCCAUCAAAAUUACGAAUACGAGCCUUUCUGUUGCAGUAAAUCAGUUGAAAAGUAUUUGAUGUAGCAGCCUGAGAAUGUCUGAAAUGUGGAUGA
This is a messenger RNA of Pocillopora damicornis (cauliflower coral), 931 nucleotides long. RefSeq names its product transmembrane protein 79-like. Gene Ontology annotation, biological process: regulated exocytosis. NCBI's taxonomy places the organism in Eukaryota, Metazoa, Cnidaria, Anthozoa, Scleractinia, Pocilloporidae. The record is from RefSeq and is a predicted model, not a curated record. Gene Ontology annotation, cellular component: trans-Golgi network membrane; lysosomal membrane.